GCUGCAGCAUUGCCGAGUGACCGUCUCCGAAUCCCUGCACUAGUCGCGUAAAGAAUAAACUAGGCCGUGGGUUUCUCAUUGAAUUACGACUACAUUUUCAAGAAAAUGACUUCACAUUUACCUAAAACAUGGGGCACAUUUUUUUUUCCAUUUAAGUGUGUUCGUGUAGUUUUAAUGCAGCAAGCUUUGUGGUGUGUCAGCGGGGGUCAGGCGGAAGGAUUUUCUUGUAUAUACUGGCAGCAGCGUUAUAGCGGAGCAACCUCAGACUUCGGGGUUUGCGCUCUGUGGACCACAUCCGGAAUGGAUUUUAGGUUAUGUUUAUCUCUCCCGUGAGAGGAGCCGAGGACUGGGUUUUUUUUCCUGAGGAUGUAUAGCGCCAAUAAUUUCUCGGUGCGGUUGAAUUAUUCGGGAGAAGUCAGGAGCAGCAUGCUGCUCUCUAAACUGGACACACUCUCACACAUGUCGUUCAGCAUGGACCUGCCGGUGAAGCUCCUGCAAGCCAACGCAGAGAAGCAGUCGCUUGAGAAGCAGUACCGGCUGGGUCCGGUUCUCGGCAGUGGGGGAUUCGGUACCGUUUACUCGGCUGUUCGCCUCGCCGAUGGUUUGCCGGUGGCAGUGAAACAUGUGAGCAAGGAUCGGGUGACUGAGUGGGGUUCUCUGUGCGGAGCUUUAAUUCCUUUAGAGAUUGUGCUGCUGAAGAAAGUGAGUGGGACCUUUGCUGGCGUGGUGCAGCUCUUGGAUUGGUGGGAGCAGGCGGAUGGCUGGUUUAUAGCGAUGGAGCACCCCAAGCCAUGUCAGGACCUGUUUGAUUACAUCACAGAGCGUGGCGCUCUUGAUGAGGAGGCAGCACGUGGCUUCUUCCUGCAGGUACUGGAGGCCAUACGUCACUGCUAUGCCUGUGGCGUUGUCCACCGUGAUAUUAAGGACGAGAACCUGCUGGUGGACCUGAGGACCGAGCAGGUCAAACUCAUCGACUUUGGCUCAGGGGCUGUUCUUAAAGACACUGUCUACACAGAGUUUGAUGGGACACGAGUGUACAGUCCUCCAGAGUGGAUCCGAUUCCAUCGAUACUAUGGGCGACCAGCCACCGUCUGGUCACUCGGUGUGCUGCUGUAUGACAUGGUGUGUGGCGACAUCCCCUUUGAACAUGACGAGGAGAUCCUAAUGGGACAGAUCUAUUUCAGGCGGAAAGUCUCCUCAGAGUGCCAGCAGCUGAUUGGCUGGUGUUUGUGCCAGCAGCCGUCCGACCGGCCAACCCUGGAGCAGAUCUUCCUCCACCCUUGGUUGAUGGGCAGCAGGGCUCAGCGAACAGACGAGGCAGCCAUCACACUUCAUGCUGUUAAAGAUAACACCUCCUGCUCCUCCUUGAAUCCAUCUUCCUCCUACUCCCCUCCCAACCAGUAGAAUCUCAUUGGGCAUGGUUUGGACUUGACUGACAGCUGUCCUUCAGUGUCUAUGACUUCAUGUCGGUGGGAGUUGUUCACAGUUGUGGAUGAAGUUUGCUGCUGUGGCACAGCUUUGUGCUGCGUUAAAAGUGCCUUGAAUUUGUUUAUUUAAAGCUGCUAUGGGGAAAGUGUCAUUCAUUGGCAAAAACCAGACUGCAAAGGGAGAGAAUCUCUAGACGUUGAAAAUGAAAACAUUUUUGAACAUCUGGUUAAAUUCUGCUGUGUGCAGCCACAUCAGGGCAAUGGAACAUCUAAUCGUCUGUAAGGCUGCAGGGGAUUUUAAGUCUUCCAGAUAUAUUAAGUUAGUCUGCAAUGUAAAACUUGUUUGUUUGUUUGUUUGUUUGUUUUUUGUUUCUAUGGUUAAACAAUCAUCUGGACAGUCGGUUUUUCAGUUGAUUGGGGGUUUUUUCUCGCAGGGCUGAUUUUACUUAAAAUGUGUCCACAUCCAGUGUGCUUGACAGGGAAUACCCGCAGUCAACCUCAUCUGUUUGUCAGGGUAUAAGAUGCACAGUCAAUGCAAAUAUUGUGUUUUUUAUUUUGAAAACAUGCAUUUUUGUUAUAUGUAUAUACUUUUGUAUGCAUUUAUUGUAUUUUGUUAUCUUCAUUAUUGUUUUUUUUUUAUAUUUUAUUUGUUGACAUUUUGAAAUGUAGAAUCCUGGCAGGAAAGGUUUCUUCAUGGACAUUAUUCCAAUUAAACUUUUUUUAUAUAUAUAUUUUUAUAUAGAAGCAGAUAAUAUUGGUCUCAAUUCUUUUCACUAUACUACACAGCUUUUCCCUGUCACAGCUGCCACCACCAGUACUCUGACUCAGUCUUUCUCUAUUAAUAGCUGUCAAUCAGGGUCAAGGCCCUCAUAAUGUAGGUAUGAUCAGCUUUGAAGAGCAGAACUGUCUACAGGAACAUUUAUGACAAGCCAAAUAUAAUAAUAAGUUUGUUUAAUACUCUACACACAAGCGUGACGGCCAGCAGUAAUGUUGGCCACUCAUGUAGGUUAUGUUGUACGGCUCUGCAGAAACAUGUAGUCAUGUAAAAAUAUGGCAACUGUUUUACUUUGCGUGCUGGAAAGCUAAAAGUUGACAACUGCCAGACAGGUGCCAAUCUCUCCUUCACAUGGUUAAUUUUUAUGUGACUGAAUAACAAAUAGGUAAAGGUUAAAAACACUUUUUUAACUUAAAGAAAUCCUACACAGUCCUACUCUGUGCAAACCAGGAUUUGCAUGUAGCCGGAGUUUACCAUUGCCUGGUAUAUACCCUCUUAGUAUGUUACCGGACUGCAGUAUGUCUCUCCUGAACCAGGGGAAGUUGUCGGAGGGCUGGUGCCGUGGAACAUCAUGAGGAUGUGUCCAUGCUGCCCGCAUCUCCAGCACUUCUGCCCUGACAAUUGCACGGCUUCUGAACAGCUGGGCACAGUUUCUGUGGCUGCCGGGAAUUGUGGAGAGACAAUGCAUUUAAUCAAAGGAAAUGGCUGCUGCUCAGCAGAACCUUGAGAAACCUUGUUAAGGCCAGGUCUGCCUGACUUCCUGCCGCUGGCCUCGGCUGCUCCUGCGAUGGAGCUAGCCGCACUGCCGGAUGGUCCUCAGCCAGGGUCACGGCAAUCUCAAGGCUCAAGGACCGGUGACAGCGGAUUCACUUUGCUGUCCCAGCCAGGAGCCCCUCCAUGGAUUGCUCCAGAACCACCAUGUUCAGCACGAAAACUUCUCGCGGGGAAGGGUCAGGCUGCAGCCACCUGGCCACAACAUCAUGCACCUACCUAGCUAAGGCAAAGGGCCAGUCCCCCAUCUGACAAGAGACCCAGCAAGUCUAGGAUUGCCACUGGACCGCAUCAAAUGAUGUACAUGCUGUAAUUUGGAGGCUGAGGGCUGUGGAAGAUCUGUUUCAUUUGUUAAAAAAAGAUCUAAAGUAAAGCGUAAAAAUUCAUCUUUACGUUUUCUUCCUUGAAGGCUUUAUGAGUUUUUGUACAUGUGCGUCUAUGUGUUUAAGUGUGCAAGUAAAUGAGUGAGUUUGUUUCUGCAAGCCUUUAAAGCGAAAUGUGGUGGCUGCAAUGUUGAGAAGCAAGUAUAUUAGCAUUCUGAAGUUUGCCCUGUGCUUUGAUGCAAAGUUCUUGUGUUGAGGGUAUGUUGGUGUACAUGUUAAUCAAUAUUAACAAUAAUUCAGUGUCCAAGUUCAAAUCCCUCAGGUCAGUGGCUCAGUUUUACUGGC
This is a messenger RNA of Haplochromis burtoni (Burton's mouthbrooder), 3641 nucleotides long. RefSeq names its product serine/threonine-protein kinase pim-3. The record is from RefSeq and is a predicted model, not a curated record. Gene Ontology annotation, biological process: protein autophosphorylation; negative regulation of apoptotic process; regulation of mitotic cell cycle. The transcript has 6 exons. NCBI's taxonomy places the organism in Eukaryota, Metazoa, Chordata, Actinopteri, Cichliformes, Cichlidae. The coding region runs from base 367 to 1404 and encodes 345 amino acids. Gene Ontology annotation, cellular component: cytoplasm. Gene Ontology annotation, molecular function: protein serine/threonine kinase activity; ATP binding.